Messenger RNA from Periophthalmus magnuspinnatus, 3911 nucleotides. It is a transcript of the gene crtc1b, whose product is annotated as CREB regulated transcription coactivator 1b. Lineage: Eukaryota; Metazoa; Chordata; Actinopteri; Gobiiformes; Gobiidae. The record is from RefSeq and is a predicted model, not a curated record. Gene Ontology annotation, molecular function: cAMP response element binding protein binding. Gene Ontology annotation, biological process: protein homotetramerization; positive regulation of transcription by RNA polymerase II. Bases 47 to 1864 code for a protein of 605 amino acids. Gene Ontology annotation, cellular component: nucleus; cytoplasm. The transcript is spliced from 14 exons.
GGGUGCGUAGCGUAACGUGACAUUCCAUUGAGAAGAAGAGGGAAAGAUGGCGUCCUCUAACAAUCCUCGUAAAUUUAGCGAAAAAAUCGCUCUGCAUAACCAGAAGCAGGCGGAGGAGACUGCGGCGUUUGAAGAAGUCAUGAAGGACCUGAACAUCACCAGAGCUGCGCGGUUGCAGUUGCAGAAGACCCAGUAUUUGCAACUAGGGCAGAAUCGUGGACAGUACUAUGGAGGCUCACUGCCCAAUGUCAAUCAGAUUGGAAAUGGCAACAUUGACCUGCCUUUUCAGAAUUCGGUGCUGGACACAAGCCGGACCACCAGGCACCACGGGUUGGUAGAGCGUGUGUACAGGGAGAGGAACCGCAUCACCUCCCCCCACCGAAGACCCCUCUCCGUGGACAAACAUGGACGCCAGAUCGACAGCUGUCCCUAUAGCUCGGUUUACCUCUCCCCUCCGCCAGACACGAGCUGGAGAAGGACAAACUCAGAUUCAGCUUUGCACCAGAGCGCCAUGAAUCCUAAACCACAGGAGGUGUAUGCGGGAGGAUCACAAGAGCUGCAGCCAAAACGCGUCCUGCUGCUGACGGUGCCUGGGACGGAGAACUCGGAGUCUAACGCAGACAAGGAUGGACAGAAACAGAUGUGGGAUGAGAAGAAGGAUGAUUCAUCAAAGCCAAACACAUGUGAUGUCCCUGGAAUUAAUAUUUUCCCCUCCCCGGACCAGGAGCUGAACCCCUCCGUGCUGCCCGCCGCCCACAACACUGGAGGGUCUCUGCCUGACCUGACCAACAUCCAGUUCCCCCCUCCGCUCUCCACCCCCCUGGACCCCGAGGACGCCAUGGCCUUCCCCUCUCUCAGCGCCUCCAACAGCACCGGCAGCCUCACCACCAACCUCACCCACCUGGGAAUCAGCGCAGCCAGUCACGGUAUUCCCUCCUCUCAGCCAAACAUGAACGUCAUGUCUCAGCGCCGCCAGCCCCCAGUGGUGCCUCUGACCCUGACCUCUGACCUCCAGCUGCAGCAGUCCCCCCAGCAGCUCUCCCCCACCCUCACCUCACCUGUCAGCCUCACACAGGCCGAGUCGCUGAGCCUGGAGCAGCAGCUGUCGCAGUACCCCCUGUUCAGCCAGCUGCCCCCCCAGGCCCAGGCUCAGCUCCUCAGUGACCUCCAGAAGCAGCCCCAGAGCCUCCCCCCGGGCAUCCAGCUCAUCGCCCUGUCUACCCCACCCCCCUCAGGCUCCGGUCCGGUCACCAGCCCCUCUCCAGACAGCCAGAGCCAGACCACCGCCAGCAUCAGCAUCAGCUCGUACCGCAAUCAGACAGGCUCCCCCGCCACUCAGUCUCCAACCUCCCCUGUCUCCAAUCAAGGCUUCUCCCCCAGCGGCUCGCCUCAACACAUUCCGGUGGUGGGCAGCAUUUUCGGAGACUCCUUCUACGACCAGCAGAUGGCGUCGAGGCAGACCAACGCUCUCUCGCAUCAGCUGGAGCAGUUCAACAUGAUUGAGAGCCCCAUCAGCUCCAACAGUCUGUUCAACCAGUGCUCCACCCUCAACUACACCCAGGCGGCCAUGAUGGGGCUGACCGGGAGCCUGCAGGACUCUCAGCAGCUCGGAUACAGUAGCCAUGGCAACAUCCCCAACAUCAUCUUGACAGUGACAGGAGAGUCCCCUCCGAGCCUGUCUAAAGAGCUGACUAACUCUCUGGCUGGUGUAGGUGACGUUAGCUUUGACGCAGACUCACAAUUUCCUCUGGAUGAGCUGAAGAUCGACCCUUUGACCCUGGACGGACUGCACAUGCUCAAUGACCCCGACAUGGUGCUGGCUGACCCCGCCACCGAGGACACAUUCAGGAUGGACCGGCUGUGAUGAGGGACGCCCCAAACCAGGAGCCAAAACAGUGAAACUAAAGGAGCGAUCCAGGAGCCAAAACAGUGAAACUAAAGGAGCGAUCCGCAGGGCAGGAGGACCCCCCCUCGAUGCAUGGCUGCCCAGCUGUCCGACCUGGCCCUCGACUCUGAGAAGCUCUAAAAGACUCCAGGGAAACGUGCAGAGGCUUGUCCGGGAAUGGCCUUGCUGUUGUGGAAUGAGAUUGGUCGCUCAGCGCUUUGCUAGCCUGCUGUGUUUACAGUGUACCAUUACAUGCCACAUACUCCAGUACUUGGACUUUAUGUUUCAUAUCACGUCACAUUGGUUUGUGUUGAGCUGUAGCAGGAAGCUGCAGAGACUUGAGGAACGAGCCAGUUGUGUCUAAACCAGAGCACAGCUGGUGGGAAAGGACCUGCCACUAGAGGGCGCUUUACCAUGGUGCCGAUAUGGCGUUCACUCUCAAAGCUUUAUUUUUUACAACCAAAUGUUAUUUUCGUCUGUACUGUAUGUUUGGAUGUAUUUAUAUGUUUAUUUAUUUGGUUAAAUAUUUUGUAUUCAUUUCAUAAUUUAAAUGCCAAAUGCUUUGUGUAGGCAUUGUGUAAAAUUGCACUGAUGUACUAUGUGUCUAUUUAUGAAUUCUUACAUAUUUGAAUAUGUGUUUGUUAAACUACUCGGUUUACAAAGGAGUGUAAAAGGUCCCCAUAGUUGCUGUUGGUGUUAAAUGUGCCAUUCUCUGAACAGGACUUGGUUGGUGUGGGCAGCGCAGUGGUCAGAAGGGGGCGCUUUAUGCCACCUGACUUAACUUUUUCUGAGAAAAUAUCAGGUAUUUCUAUUUCAUUAGAAAGUUAGAAAAUCAUGUUCAAACCCAUGUCCUGUCAAAGCCAGUGAAGCUGGACUGGAGUUUUUAAACAGCUCAGAUCUUUGGUCUUUUUAAGUGGUCACUGUGAAUCACCUGAUUUUGCCUUACAUGAGUGCUCUACUGUUCUUAACGUGACUGCGUAUUACGUAACUUAUUGUACAAUUAUCUUGUAUCUUAAAGAAACUUUUGGUCCGUGCUUUGUGCUUAUGUUGUGAAGGUUUUGACAAAUCAAUGUACUGUAUUUUGUAGCGGUACGAUUUAUAGCCAAAUUGUUGUUUUUUGUUUGCUUUUUCUAAAGUGGGACAAAAACUAAAAAACUAGAGGUUUAUAAAAGAGUAUAUAGAAGAGUAAGGUGCAAUUAUGGGGAUGCUUUUAGCUCCUUUUACAGGGAAGCUCUCACAAAACUAGAGCCGACCUUUGCUCCGUGUGGAUGGCACCACUACACGACGUCCAGUAUUCAAUGCCAACAUGCCUUCAGAGAUUUAAAGACACUAUUGCACAACUAGAGUUUAUUGAAAAUUCAAACUCAGAUUUUGAAUUUAAAAAGUCAUAUGUAAUAUAUUUAACUAUUGAAAAAGACUUAAAGCUCUUAUUAUAUUGAAAUGCAGGAGAUGUUAAAGCGCCUAUACCAAACUUUUUUCAAUUCUCUUUUUAAGUAUGUUGUAUCAGCAGCUAUUCGUGAACAAAAAUGACACUAAAUAAAUGGUAUUAUACAUUUUAAAAACAUAUAGUUGGAUAAGAACCAUGUGGAGACAGCUGCCAUGUAGUUGUUUCUCGAUCGCGGUUCAACAUCUGAGAGAAUAAGCACUAAAAUUGGGCUAGACUAACAGUUCAGAAUUAGGUGCAGGCCCUUUAACUUGCAUUAUAUCGAUGUGUUGAUCUAUUUCGCACGCUACAUUGUACUGGAACAAGCAGCGCCACAUUGUCUGCUAAGCCUGGAGCAAACUUCUGCCUCUUGUUUGUUAGAGUUUCCCUGACUGUUGUGUGGUAAUAGUGGGAUCAUGUUUGAGGUAUUUCUACUGGUUGUGACUAAAGUGACUGCUCAUCCACUCAGCACAGAGAGAAUCCCCCAUCGUUUCAGCUGCUCACGUUUCACUGCCCUUUGAAUGGUUUCUGUUAGCUGUUUGUUUGGUUUAGCCUUCAACACCUCCGCGAUUCCUAUGCAAAUAUCACAAAAAAAAGAGCUCG